CCCCCCCUCCAAGUCCUUUUAUAGGUAGGGUCGAAUACCUAGAUCUAGUCUUCUCAGAUUAAAAAAAAAAGACUACAACAAACUUCAGCGGUGCCGUGUGGAAGUUUUGCUCAUUUAAAAGACCCCUUAUCCGCACUCGGCAGUUCUGAAAUCCUAACAGGUAGGCCAUCCGGGCAAAAUUCCGAAUUAGUUCCUUCCCAAAACAGAAGCAACUCUUUCAGUAGUCUAUAGAUCUAGAUCUAAUUUACUAUAGAAUUUUUAAAUUUUUUUUAAAGAUCACUACAUGGCUGUCAGGCGUUCUGUGUAGAUAGAACAGCCAUGUAAAAAAAAAUCAGCUGCUCUUACAGAGGUCUGAAACUGAUCUAUAUUGGGUUGUGGGUGUAAAAACACAUAGAAAGCAAAGUCAGACAUGGGACGACUAUAUAUGAAGGGAUUGUGGCAGUUUAGCCCGCACUGAUAACGGCGCCUCCUAAAUUAAAUUGUUUGAGCAUUUGUGAGGCACCUCUAUGCCGCUAGAGUUCUCUUUCACUCUCUGCGAUCUUUUCCUGUUUGGUUCACGACCGUUUUGGAGCCGAUCUUCGUAUACAGCCAUUCCCACACGGGAAUGUUACUUUCACCACAUUAUUUUAUUCUUUGUAUAUGGUUGUUUUUUUGUUGUUUUUUUUGGGGGGGGGGUUUGGUGUGUGGAAGCUCUUCUUCCAACGUUUCUGCAUUCUUCCUGUCUCAAACUGAUCACACAUCUGUCUUUCAACCACUCUUAUUUCUGUGACUGUGAAGUUUACCUCUUUUGUGCUGAAAUAAACGAACAAAAACCAUUUAAUAGUAUAAUUUAUUUAUAAAUAACGGCCAAUCUUGGUUUUGUUUUGUUCGUUUUGUGUUUACAUUAUACUUUUACUUUCUUUUGCUUUGAAGGGAGAUAACUUCCACAGUAAGCCAACAUCCGGUCUGGCUUCCGUGAUUGGUUCUAUCUUCAGUGUUAUGAAUUUCAAGACCCAAAUAGAUUUGAGAAAAAGUUUCAUGUAUUGCGUUUCAUGUCGUUCGAACUCUAGGGUCGAAAAAUGUUCCUCAAAGAGAGACAUUUAGUAGUUGAAUAAUUUUAUUGCACUAUGGCUGAGGCAAAGGAAGAGGUGCCAACUCUCCCACCGAAAGGAAGAGUACAAUCAGUCCGUCAGCAGUGGUCAGUCCAUGAAGAUGGAGCUUUGGCCUACAGAAUACAGAAUGAAGAAAUUGACCAGCACUAUGGGCUGAAUCGUUUCCACCGACGCACGGUACGGGAGGACAUUCCCGUGGCCAAGGUCGUCCAGACGGAGGAAGAAUGCAGACAGCAGGAGGAGAGGAUGAUGGAGCUAGCAGCUCUCAAAGCUCAGGCAGACGAAGACGAGAAAAUGGCCAAACAGAUGAGUCACCGUCUGCAGCGAUACUCCCCGCUCCCCCCGGAGACAGAUCAAGCUCUCGAUGAUGAGGUGGGUUUUCUGUGUCAAGUUUCUUCCUCAGGUGCCAGAUCUGAAUCAGACAUUGGUGAUCAUGGUUCACCAUUCAUUUCUCUACGCGGAAGCAAAAAAAAAAGUCCCAACCCUAUACUAUCCUAG
Messenger RNA from Aplysia californica (California sea hare), 1589 nucleotides. RefSeq lists its product as uncharacterized. Bases 1107 to 1589 code for a protein of 160 amino acids. The record is from RefSeq and is a predicted model, not a curated record. The transcript is spliced from 4 exons. Lineage: Eukaryota; Metazoa; Mollusca; Gastropoda; Aplysiida; Aplysiidae.